Messenger RNA from Ostertagia ostertagi, 672 nucleotides. NCBI's taxonomy places the organism in Eukaryota, Metazoa, Nematoda, Chromadorea, Rhabditida, Trichostrongylidae. The record is from the annotation of a GenBank genome assembly.
AUGAACAAUCUCCCGUUUUCCUCGGCUAAUGCAGAGGGCAAAGAGCUGACAUUGGACGACUAUGAUAGGGUGCGAACCCCUCACAAAUCCUUGGCGGAUAAUACCGAGCUCCGGUUGCGAGCCGGAACCUUGUCAACAGAACUUAGUUGUCCAAUCUGUUUAGAUUUGCUCACUCAAACGAUGACUACAAAGGAAUGUCUUCAUCGAUUCUGUGCGGAAUGCAUUACAACUGCACUCUUCCGUGGGAACAAGGAAUGCCCUACAUGUCGUAAAAAGCUGGUUUCCAAGCGAUCUCUCAGACCGGAUCCGAACUUUGAUUCACUAAUUGCGAAGGUAACGAUCAUAUUGCAAAUAUUGUAUCAGAAUUAUGGUCACUUAAUCUGGCCCGAUCGAAAAACGUAUGAAGACCUCCAGUCAGUUGCUUCGGAGAAAUUCGCUGCUCAGACGAAUAUGGACGCUUUGCGCAGUUCUAUAGAAGAAGGCAUCAAGGCUCAAGAAGUUAAUAGACGGAAACGCGUCCAAGGCUCAUACGAGUGUGAAAAGCGAAAAAAGAAGCGUGAAGAGGAAGGGAACGCCAACGGAACGGAAGAUUGCGCUGCUGUGGACAAUGAAUCGAAUUCACCUACUGAAGAGGAUGGAGGUCAGUUCACUUGUUUUUUUUUCAUAGAUUAG